CCGAUUAGGUACCUCUGAGGCUCCUCUAACAGCUUCCCCCACCACCGUUCCUGCGACAACCUCAACAACAGUUUACCGAAUGAAAAUGCGACCAUGGCGUUGACGUGGAGGUCGUUUGACUUCUUUGAUGCUACCAAGAUCAAGAUCGCCGACGACGAAACGCGCGCCCUCUUCGAGAGCAAUCACAUCUCCAGCGUCUGCUCCGGCUCCGAUAGCCUCUUCCUCGGCACCUACGAUGGCCACGUUCACAUUGUUGGUCUCAGCUGGAAGAUAGUCCGGAGCUUCAAGGCAUACGAGACGGGGCCCAUUACCCAUAUGCGCCAGGUCGAGGGCACAAGUUUGCUAGUCACCGUUGCUGAGGAACCAAGCACUAGCGACUCCAUCAACCAACCUAUACUCAAGGUCUGGGCCCUCGACAAACCGGUCAAGAAGACAGGCAUUCCGACAUGCCUAAGCACCGUUGCUAUCAACAAUGGCAAGAAGCCGUUCCCGAUAUCCGCCUUUACCGCGACCGAAGACCUGUCCCAGCUAGCUGUCGGCUUUGCGAACGGCGCCGUCACUGUUAUCCGAGGCGACUUGAUCCACGAUCUGGGCACGAAGCAGCGCAUAAUCUACGAGUCGGAUGAGCCCAUCACGGGCGUCGAACUGCGCGUUGACGCGAACAUCACGACCUUGUUCAUCGCUACUACAUCGAGGAUACUGAAGCUGGCAAUUUCGGGCAAGGGUCAUGGCCAGCCGCCCCGGACGGUCGAGGACUCUGGCUGUGGUGUGGGAUGCAUGUCGGUCGACAAGGAGACCGGAGAUAUCGUGGUUGGCCGGGACGAUGCGAUAUACUAUUACACGCUAGACGGAAGAGGGCCACCCAUCGCAUACGAAGGGCCCAAGAAGUUGGUCUCGGUGUACCAGGACUACAUCGCUCUUGUCUCUCCGCCCACUAAUACUGGGGAGUCGGACACUAUGCGACGGCGGUUCUGGGGUGCCACAGCCGACAGCAUCUUCACAUUUACGCUCAUACAUCCGGAUAUCAGGAUCAUUGCCCACAGCGAAUCUGUUCUGUCGGAUGUCAAGCACAUCGUUCAGAUAUGGGGUGACUUGUUUACCAUUACGCAGGAAGGACAGGUAUUCCGCUAUCACGAGAAAUCACUACAGCAGAGACUCGACAUGCUCUACCAACGAAACCUCUAUACCCUUGCCGUUGAGCUGGCUCAGAAAUCCGGCAUGGACGCACAUCAGCAAUGUAUUAUCUUCCGAAAAUACGGCGACUACCUUUACCAGAAGGGAAACUACGACGAGGCUAUGACCCAGUACAUCAAGGCCAUUGAUACCACCGAGCCGUCUCAAGUGAUCAGAAAGUUCCUGGACACACAGAGGAUACACAACCUCAUCGAGUAUCUUGAGGAGCUUCAUGAGCGUGGCAAAGCGACGUCGGAUCAUACCACGUUGUUGCUGAACUGCUAUGCCAAGCUCAAGGACGUGGACAAGCUGGAGAAGUUCAUCAAGUCCCCCGGAGACCUCAAGUUCGAUCUGGACACGGCCAUCUCCAUGUGCAGGCAAGGAGGCUACUAUGAUCAAGCUGCAUAUCUCGCCAAGAAGCAUGGCGAGAACGAUCUUGUUGUUGACAUCCUUAUUGAGGAUUCCAAGGCCUUUGACGAUGCGCUUGACUUUAUUUGGCAUUUGGAUCCCGACACGGCCUACUCUUGUCUCAUGAAGUACGCCCGCGUGCUCAUCGAGCAUUGCUCGAUGGACGCAACUCGCCUCUUCGUCGAUUAUUAUACCAGCAAAUAUAAACCAAGGGUUGACCCUCCUGUUGCGGCCAACGACGCUCCUGUCACGAACAACGGAGGAGGCUUUGUAACCGGAGCUGCAAACGCUGUCCAGAACCUCAGCAACCUCCUGCCACUACCAUACAUGAACCCAUUAGCUGUAGCAUCAAACAGCCAGGCGGCAGCCAAGCCAACCGUCAGCGAUGCCGAGGUGGUCAAGCCAGAAGAACCGGCAACACCCAAAUAUACACCUCCCCGUCCUCGAACGGCCUUCUCUUCCUUCAUCGACCACCCGGACGAGUUCAUCAUCUUCCUGGAAGCCCUUCUCAAAGAAGGCACCAACUCCUUGUCAGAAGCCGACAAGAUUGACAUCCACACCACCCUCUUCGAGAUGUACCUCCACAAAGCCAACGAGAAGCCGGGUGACGACCAACACCGGGAAGAAUGGGAAUCCAAAGCCAAGUCCCUCAUCAUCUCUUCCCCCUCCAAAGACACUGCCACUACAGCACCACCACCCACAACCCCCGGCGGGGCCCUCCCCAAAAUCGAAAACUCCAACGUCCUCCUCCUCUCCCACCUCGCCUCCUUCCGCACCGGCACCGUCCUAAUGCAAGAACAAUCCAACCUCCUCUUCGACAUCUUCCGCUCCUACACCUCGGCGCGGGACACCAAAGGCGCCAUCCGCGCCCUCCGCAAAUACGGGCCCUCGGAGCCCCAACUCUACCCCCUCGCCCUCUCCUACCUGACCUCCUCGCCCACCAUCCUCUCCGAAGCCGGCGAAGCCGAGCUCUCUGCCAUCCUGGAAAAGAUCGACCGCGACGGUCUCAUGGCUCCGCUGCAAGUAGUCCAGACGCUGAGCAAGCACGGGGUGGCGACGAUGGGGAUGUUGAAACCGUACUUGCAGGGGCGGAUAGAGAGGGAGAGAAAGGAGAUUAGGGAGAAUAGAAGGGAUGUCGAAGCCUUCCGGAAGGAGACGGAGCAGAGAAGGCAGGAACUGGAGGAGUUGGAGACCAAGCCGCAGGUUUUUCAGGCGACGAGGUGCGGGGUUUGUGGAGGGGGACUGGAGAGGGAGUUGCCGGUUGUGCACUUUUUGUGUAGACAUAGUUUCCAUGGGAGGUGUUUGAGGGGGGUUGCGGGGGUUAAUGUUGAACACGUUAGGGGAGGUGGUGGCAGAGAGGCAGAGGCAUCAGCAGAGGGAGGUGAGUGCCCGUUAUGUGCUAAAGAUAAUGCGACGAUUAGGGCGUUGAAGAAGAGUCAGGAGGAGAAUGCGGAGAGGCAUGAGUUGUUUAGGGAUGAUUUGGAGAGGAGCGAGGAUCGGUUUAAGACGGUUGCGCAGUGGUUUGGGAGGGGGGUGAUGAGUGUGCCGAAUGUUGAGUGAGGGGGGGGUGAGUGAGCGAGUGAGUGAGCGAGUGAGUGGACGUAAGGGGGUGGAUGGGGUUAUGAACAACAACAGGUUUAUGAUGAUGAAUUGGUUUUAUUUAACAAGUCUAGUACGUAGCCCAGAGCAUGAAGGAGUUUUGGUUAGGUUUCAAUGAAUUAAGUCAUUUGCCAACAUGG
Messenger RNA from Neurospora tetraspora, 3320 nucleotides. RefSeq lists its product as uncharacterized. The transcript is spliced from 4 exons. The record is from RefSeq and is a predicted model, not a curated record. Gene Ontology annotation, cellular component: HOPS complex; endosome. Lineage: Eukaryota; Fungi; Ascomycota; Sordariomycetes; Sordariales; Sordariaceae. Bases 94 to 3141 code for a protein of 1015 amino acids. Gene Ontology annotation, biological process: vesicle-mediated transport; endosome organization; vacuole organization. Gene Ontology annotation, molecular function: protein binding; protein-macromolecule adaptor activity.